GAGGUGUCAGAGGUGACAGGGUGCUGUCCCCCAGGAUGUCGGAGGAGCAGAUCGCGGCUGUGUGCCGCUCCGUGCUGCGGGCGCUGGCCGUGCUCCAUGCCCAGGGCGUCAUCCACCGCGACAUCAAGAGCGACUCCAUCCUCCUCACGCAUGACGGGCGGGUGAAACUCUCAGAUUUCGGCUUCUGCGCCCAAGUGAACAAGGAGGUGCCGCGCCGCAAAUCCCUGGUGGGGACUCCCUACUGGAUGGCCCCCGAGCUCAUCUCCCGCCUGCCCUACGGCCCAGAGGUGGACAUCUGGUCGCUGGGGGUGAUGGUCAUCGAGAUGGUGGAUGGGGAACCCCCCUAUUUCAACGAGCCCCCCCUCAAAGCCAUGAAGCUGAUCCGGGACAACCUCCCCCCCCGGCUCAAGAACGGCCACAAGGUGUCCCCGUCCCUGAAGGGGUUCCUGGAGCGGAUGCUGGUGCGGGACCCGGCACAGCGGGCCAGCGCCCCGGAGCUGCUCCGUCACCCCUUCCGGCGUGGCGGGCCCCCCGCCUGCAUCGUGCCCCUCAUGCGGCAGCACCGGCUGCGGUGAGACUCCUCCCCACCCUGGGGGGACCCCCUGGCCCCCUGCCGCUCCGCCUGCUCCUCCUCCUCGGUGACACCCCCAAACAGGAGCAGGACUGGGAUGUUCCUGGGGCCCCCCCCAAGCUGUACUACUGAGCUGGGGACCACACAGCAGAGAUUUCGGGGGGAAGGGCAGCUGUCAUCCCAGAGAUUUGGGGAUGCAGGGGCUCAUCCUGGUCCCUCCCGCCUUUGGGACCCAUUUUGGGGCAUUUCCCCCUUUUUUUUUUGUUUUUAGUCCCCUCUUUUCUGCCCCCUUUGGGCACGGGGGUGUGGCCCCCCUACAUCUCUGUGAGAGGGGGGUCCCUAAAACUACAGUCCCCCCUCUCCCCCCACCACACCACACUACUGAUUCGGGGUGUGCCCCCCUCCCCCGGGCUCUCCUCGCCUGUUUUUGUUGAUUUUGGGGGUUUUUUUGUUGUUGUUGGUUCCUCCUCCCCGGAACUCCCCCCCGCUCCCACGGUUUUGUUUUUUAACAAAGUGAUAUUUAUAUGGACAGGUUUUGUACCGCACGGGACGGGGGGGCUCCGGGGGGACACGGGGCCCCCCCAAAUUACACGUGUCCUUUUGGA
Molecule: messenger RNA, 1176 nt
Organism: Cyanistes caeruleus (blue tit)
Lineage: Eukaryota; Metazoa; Chordata; Aves; Passeriformes; Paridae
Source: RefSeq, a predicted model, not a curated record